Molecule: messenger RNA, 2643 nt
Organism: Phycodurus eques (leafy seadragon)
Lineage: Eukaryota; Metazoa; Chordata; Actinopteri; Syngnathiformes; Syngnathidae
Product: volume-regulated anion channel subunit LRRC8D
Exons: 6
Coding region: 79-2643 (854 amino acids)
Molecular function (GO): protein binding
Source: RefSeq, a predicted model, not a curated record
GUUCCCCAGGAGACGUGCAGGUUUUGCCAGGGAAAACACCAGUUUAGUUUGUGAUCCGUGUCAAAUCAAGGGGUCCAAAUGUUUUCCUUGUCAGAGUUGGUUUCGCUGGAGCAGCACGAGAACAGGUCCAAACUGCUGAAGCCAUGGUGGGAGGUCUUCAUGGACUAUACGGUGGUCCUGAUGUUGAUGACCUCCGUUCUUGCCAGUACGGUGCAACUGUCCAGGGACAAAGUGGUGUGCAUUCCUUUGAAUACACUUGCCUCAGUAAAUUCAAGUUACAAUCCCUCAGACUCUUUAGCAUCACGGUUGCCAGCACAUAUUGCACCUGACGAUGGCCAAAAUCUUCAUUUGACUCCUUCGGGUCGACGCACUCAUCUAGUUUACCACCAGUAUGUCUAUGUUAGCCAGGUGUGCUCCCAUGAAAUUUUGCCUUGGUCUUCCCGAUUCUUCCCCUACGUAGCACUGCUGCUGUCUCUAAUGUUGGUGGCCAGCGGCUCCUUCUGGCUCCACUUCCCCCGCACGUCUGCGUGCAUCGAGCACUUCCUGGCCAUCUUGGCAAAGUGUUGCGAGUCACCGUGGACGUCCCAGGCCCUGACCCACACUGCCCGACAGGAGAACCUCCAAGACAAACAAGUGCCACAGAAGAGCCUCCAUGGCCACUUGAGAGGCGAGUCAAACCCAUCCAGGCCAUUUUUGAAACAGUCAGAUUCUCCCACUCCUCCUUCGCCGUGCCCUUCCAGUCACUCCAUUGAUUCCACUGUGACCGUUAGGCUGACCAGUUCCUCUGCCCCCUUCCCGAGUCACAGCCCUCCUUGUCCAAGGCAAGGAAUUAGUCUUGAUAAAAGUGAUGGUGAGGAGGCCAGGGCCCUGUUUGAACGGGUUAAGAGAUUUAGAUCCCACUGUGAAAGCUCAGAUGUCAUUUACAAGGUGUACUUGGCCCAGACGAUAUUCAAACUGCUGAUGGUAACUCUGAUUUUGAGUUACAUCGGCCCUCUUCUCAGUGCUUUUUCUUUCACCCACAUUUGUCACCCUGAGGUGCAACCCUUGGUAGGCUACGCAACCUUUCAGUGUAUCCAUGUGCUCUCGUCCCUCCUGCACAAACUGCUGUUGACCUACUUGACCUUACUGGGACUGUACGGCCUUCUUAACUUUUACACCCUCAGCUGGAUUUUGUACAACUCUCUCCGGGAGUAUCCCUUCGAUUUGCUGAAAGAGACAAAGUCCCAGAGAGACAUGCCAGAGCUGAGGAAUGACCUGGCCUUUCUUUUACAUAUGUUAGACCAGUAUGACCCGUUGCUGGUCCAGCACCUCUCUGUUUUUCUCUGUCCUGACAGUGAGAGUAAUUUGCUGGAUACACAUUUGGAGGGACACUGGGGGAAGGAUAAGCUGCGUGAUUUGACUACUUCUGACCACCGUGGGCGCACCUGUCUGCAGCUGGUUGCCCUUCCUCAACUUCCUCCUGCCCUCUUUACACUCAGCCACCUUCAGGUCCUCAAACUGGAGCUCAUCACAGACGCUCGUUUUACAGUACAGGUGUCCGACAUGACCUCCCUUAGGGAGCUCCACCUCUACCAGUGCACAGCAAUAGUGGAGCCCAGUGCACUCAGAGUCCUCCAAGAACGACUUGAGGUCCUCAGCAUCGUCUUCGCCCACUCAUCGGAGAUCCCCAGCUGGGUUGUCUCCCUCCGCAGUCUCCAUGAGCUUCACCUAUCUGGUCGCCUGGGGCGCAGCUGGCCUCUCAGGAGCCUCAGAAACUUGCUUCACCUGCGUGCACUGGUGAUUCACGGCAUGCUACAGCAGCUCCCUGGAGUGCUGCAUGAGGUGGCUGGCAGCUUGGUGAGACUGGAGGUUAGUAAUGAAGAUGCCAAACUGCUUGGAGUUUCGAGCUUGAAGCAGAUGGUCGAGCUGACAGAGCUGCAGCUUCGGGGUUGUCAGCUUGAGCGUUUGCCAUCUUCCCUGCAAGCUCUGAACAAACUACAGGCUCUCGACAUACACAAUAAUAGGCUGCGAACUCUGGGGGAACUUUCUCAUCUGGCUCAUCUCAAUUGUCUGUCUUGCCUCAGACUUUCCAAUAACCACAUCGGAGCUCUACCUGCCUGUAUUGAUGAACUAAAAGGACUUGCGGUCCUUGAUCUGUGCAACAACCAACUCCUGAAUAUUCCUUUGCCACUCUUCUCUCUUUGCAACCUUCAAAAGCUCCUGUUGGCUGGGAACCUGCUUGAGAGGCUCCCUGCAGAGGUGAAAGCACUGCAACAGCUCACAGAGUUAGACAUCAGUAGGAACAGGCUACAGAGGCUCCCUUCAGAGUUAUUCACUAACUGUAUGAAGCUUUGCCUUUUAAAUGUAUCACACAAUUCUCUUCGAUCAUUACCAGUGGGGAUUUCAUCCUUAAAUCGUCUGUGCAAGUUUGAUCUGCGUAAUAACAGUCUGUGUGAACUGCCUGCCGAAUUGGGCCGCUGCUCAGGCUUGCGUGGAGGUGGUCUCCUGGUGGAAUAUUGCAUUUUUCUCUCAUUGCCUCCACGUGCAAGGGACUUCUUGAGCAAUUCUUGCUGCUUAGGCUCAAAUGAGUCAGAUUUAGACGAUUUUCCACACGUUUCUCCUUCACAGUGGCGAUUCUCAUCAGCCAUGGAAUCACAGAUAUGA